Molecule: messenger RNA, 969 nt
Organism: Cantharellus anzutake
Lineage: Eukaryota; Fungi; Basidiomycota; Agaricomycetes; Cantharellales; Hydnaceae
Exons: 3
Coding region: 1-969 (322 amino acids)
Source: RefSeq, a predicted model, not a curated record
AUGCUUGACCAGCCAUUGCCUUCCAUUGAAUCAGGAAAAGGAAAAGCGGUAGAUUUUAACGCUCAGCAACAUGAAGUCAUUGAACAGUCUGGAAUCUAUCCAAUCAAUGAAAUCAGAUGGCUGGAGCAUCUCGGACACAUGUCUAAGUUGACUGAGAAGCUGGAGAUUCCGGAGGUCCAGGAGGAUAUGGAGGAGCUGGGUGAGGAUGCACUCGGAUUGGGCGAUAUUGGUGUUGAGGCUUGGAAGGAUAAAACCCAUGCCUGGCUCCGCCAGUGCCUAGGUUGGGGGCAUUCAGAUGGGCCUUACAUCGAAUCUCUGGGGUCCACAAUGGCAUGGACCAAAGGGACUGAGGAGCAGUGGGAAGAUGCCUACACUCUGCUGAAGCAAGGCAGGACACUCCCAGAGGGGUUUUAUGUCCAGGAGGCCAUGUGGCACCAGCUAGUGGCUGCAGCAGCCAUUGUACAGCAUUUUUUCACAAGGGAAUGCAAUCCCAUGUGCUCUAGCCCAGAGGGAAUGGCCAUUAUUGAUGAGGUGGGGCUGGGAAAGACCCUAGAGGUUAUCCUUUCAAUUUCUUUCCUCAUUGGGCUUGUCGAUGGGAGAAAAGCACAAAAAGCUGACCCUCCCAUUCUUGGUAUGUGUCAUAUCCAUACAAUCCCGACCUCCACUCCGGGCUCCCGGAACUCUGAACUCCGACUUCCGGAGCCCUACUUCCCUUCCAUCACCUUCUCCUUGCCGACUCCCAAGAGGUUAUCCCACCUCCAGCCUGGACACCACCUUCGGUCCGACUCCGGAACAUUCCGGGUCCGACCCCAACCACGACACCUUCCAGACGAGUACGCAAAACCUAUGCUCCCGACUCCGGACCUCCGCUCCGGAAUCCCGUUCGCGUCUCCGUCUCCGGAACCUCCGGUCUUAGCUCCGACCUCGGACUUUGACCCCACCUCCGCUUAUACCCAUUGUAUUGGUUAG